Molecule: messenger RNA, 726 nt
Organism: Panicum virgatum (switchgrass)
Lineage: Eukaryota; Viridiplantae; Streptophyta; Magnoliopsida; Poales; Poaceae
Product: calmodulin-binding protein 25-like
Exons: 1
Coding region: 1-726 (241 amino acids)
Biological process (GO): response to osmotic stress
Cellular component (GO): nucleus
Molecular function (GO): calmodulin binding
Source: RefSeq, a predicted model, not a curated record
AUGCCAUCCCGCUCGCCUCCCUCGCCUACUCUGCUCAUCUCCCUCCGCUCGCCAAAUCCUGCAGCCACCACCACCAGAGCAGACCCGACCACCAGGAUGCUCAUGACCGCAGCCGCCUUGCACAUGGACUCUGCCCUGCCACCCUCCUCCUCCACCUCGCCGGCGCCGCCAUGGCUCCCCGUCCUUGCCGAUGGUAACCACCAUCACCAGCUCCUCCGCGACUUCACGGCCUCCUCCGCUCCAUCCCAGUCGACGCCCUCCACCGCGGCGCCGCCGAGCCACCACCACCACCUCCGCACCGCGGCUACCGCAACCCGUCGCAGCGCCACGAAACGCCGCCCGCGCCCGUCGCGGAAGCUGCCCACCACCUACAUCACCGCCAACCCCACCAGCUUCUGCCGCAUGGUGCACCAGGUCACCGGCGCCGACGACCUGCUGCCUGCGCAUCCUCCGGAAGCCGCUCUCUGCCGCCCGGCGCCCUACCGCGCUGGUGCCGCCGGCCCGGGCGGCGCGCUGACGACGCUGCCCACGCUCGACACGUCGGCGUUUCUGCUCGGCGCGGCCGGAUCCGGAGUGGCCGCGCCGUGCGCGGCCUCGGCCGGGUUUUCCACGGCGGCGCCAGCGGUGGAUCGGGCGGAGGCCGGUGGACCGCCUGGAGGGGCUCGCAACUACAGCAGCUGUGGUGGCUUCCCGACCUUGGAUUCCUGGGAUGCUCAUCUCUUCUAG